Molecule: messenger RNA, 771 nt
Organism: Papaver somniferum (opium poppy)
Lineage: Eukaryota; Viridiplantae; Streptophyta; Magnoliopsida; Ranunculales; Papaveraceae
Product: MLP-like protein 43
Exons: 2
Coding region: 107-613 (168 amino acids)
Biological process (GO): defense response
Source: RefSeq, a predicted model, not a curated record
AUUACAUCUCAAUUCUCUUCACCAACGUAUAGCAAUAACUCAUCAUUCCAUCUCGGUAUCUUGAUUACUAGAUUUUUUUUUUCCGUAAGAAGCAACAAAGAGAGUAAUGGCUCAAAUUCAUAAGCUUGAAGGUGAAUUUGUAGCCAAGUAUCAUGCUGCUAAGUUAUACAACAUGAUGACUAGUGGUGCACCUAGUCUUCCGAAAUAUCUUCCUCAUAUAAUCCACAAGUGCCAAGUUCUCCCCGAAUAUGGGGAAAUUCGUUUGGGUAGUGUUUUUGUUUGGGACUACAUAAUAGCUGCAGAGGGAAAUUCUUCUACUGUCACGACCAAAGAAAAGGUAACAGCGGUGGACCAUAAAAAUAUGUCAAUAACUUGCACAGUCUUUGAAGGAGAUCUUACAAUUGGUUACCCAAGUUUUGCUCUCACACUUCAUGUUACUCCAAUCCUGGGGGGAGGGAGUAAUAAAAGCACGGUGAAAUGGUCAAUGGAGUAUGAGAAAGAGAAUGAGCAUGUUCCUACUCCAACUCCCUUCUUGGAGUUUUUGGAAACAUUUUUUAAGGAGUUGGAUGUUAAGUUGCUAGAGGAAUCCCAGAAAGGAUUGAUUUCAAAAUGAUCACUAAUUUCCAAGAAUAUCGAAUUAUGCAUAGCCAGCAGUUACCCAAAUGCAAUGCUAAUUCUAGACUAAACCUGUGUGUGUUUGUAUUUGAUGUCUAAAUAUAUUAGACAUUUGAAUAAAGUUAAAAUGUGGAUUUACUACAUACUUAUAUGUAA